Molecule: messenger RNA, 867 nt
Organism: Miscanthus lutarioriparius
Lineage: Eukaryota; Viridiplantae; Streptophyta; Magnoliopsida; Poales; Poaceae
Source: the annotation of a GenBank genome assembly
AUGAUGCAGCCCGUGGCGCCGUACGCCGUGCCCCGCGACGGGCACACGCUGCACGACCUCCCUGGGGACCCCAGUUUCCGGAUCUACCUCCCCGAGGUCAACGGCCGCGGCCGCAAGGGCGGGCGCCUCCCCGUCAUCGUACACCUCCACGGCGGCGGCUUCUGCUUAAUCUCCCACCCGUCCUGGGUGAUUACCCGCCGUGGUCGUCUCUGUCGAGCUCCCGCUCGCGCCCGAGCGCCGCCUGCCUGCGCACAUCGACACGGGCGUCGCCGCUUGUCGGAGGACGGAGCUCUUGCUGACAAGGCAGAUAAGCUCCUCCGUGAAGCCGCUGACGUCUCCCGGGUGUUCCUCGUCGGCGACAGCUCUGGCGCUAACAUCAGCCACUUUGCCGCCGCGCGUGUGGGCCAGGACGGCGCUGGCAUCUGGGCGCCCCUGUGCGUCGCCGGUUGCGUUCUGAUCCAGCCAGGAUUCAUGCGCGCAACAAGGAGCCGAUCGGAGCUGGAGGUGGGAGACUCGGUGUUCUUCACGCUGGACAUGCUGGACAAGUGCAACGCCAUGGCGCUGCCGGUUGGCGCCACCAAGGAGCACCCUUUCACGUGCCCCAUGGGUCCGCAGGGGCCGCCCCUGGAGUCCGUGCCGCUCCCGCCGAUGCUGGUGGCCGUCGCCGAGAACGACCUCGUCCGCGAUACGAACCUCGAGUACCGCGACGCGCUGCGUGCCGCCGGUAAGGAGGCGGAGGUGCUGCUCAACCGUGGCAUGGGCCAUGCAUUCUACCUCAACAAGUUCGCCGUUGACAUGGGCCCCAGCACAGGAGAGCGGACGCAGAAGCUGAUUGACGCCAUCGUGAGCUUCAUCGCUUUCCACUGA